This is a messenger RNA of Hordeum vulgare subsp. vulgare (domesticated barley), 756 nucleotides long. RefSeq names its product histone H2B.2-like. Gene Ontology annotation, molecular function: DNA binding; structural constituent of chromatin; protein heterodimerization activity. The transcript has a single exon. Gene Ontology annotation, biological process: nucleosome assembly. Lineage: Eukaryota; Viridiplantae; Streptophyta; Magnoliopsida; Poales; Poaceae. Gene Ontology annotation, cellular component: nucleosome. The coding region runs from base 84 to 551 and encodes 155 amino acids. The record is from RefSeq and is a predicted model, not a curated record.
UCACAUCUGCAAUUCACCACCUCCGACUCCGAGCGAAACUCCUCUCUUUCAAAAUUCAAACAGCACCACCGGCAGCAGCAUCCAUGGCGCCCAAAGCAGACAAGAAGGCGGCGGCCGAGAACAAGGUGGAGAAGGCGGCGGCGGAGAAGGCCCCCGCGGGCAAGAAGCCCAAGGCCGAGAAGCGGCUGCCGGCGGGCAAGACGGCGGCCAAGGAGGGCGCCGGCGGCGAGGCGAAGGCGAGGGGCCGGAAGAAGGGCAGCAAGGCGAAGAAGGGCGUGGAGACGUACAAGAUCUACAUCUUCAAGGUGCUGAAGCAGGUGCACCCGGACAUCGGCAUCUCCUCCAAGGCCAUGUCCAUCAUGAACUCCUUCGUCAACGACAUCUUCGAGAAGCUCGCCGCCGAGUCGGCCAAGCUCGCCCGCUACAACAAGAAGCCCACCGUCACCUCCCGCGAGAUCCAGACCUCCGUCCGCCUCGUCCUCCCCGGCGAGCUCGCCAAGCACGCCGUCUCCGAGGGCACCAAGGCCGUCACCAAGUUCACCUCCUCCUAGACUGAUGCGUCCGUCACCUCCCUGUAGUUGGUCUCUGUAUCUGUAUCUGUGCUCUUGACUCUGCCUAUCUCUCUGCAAGUAGUGGUGGUAGUAGUGGUACGUGUGCUGGGUGAUUGCCAACGGUUUGUUGGCUAAUUGGUUGCAAGAACUGAAGUUGUUGGUUUUGGCAGACUGAAAUCUAUCUAGAACUGAAGUUGUGGUGGUA